Molecule: messenger RNA, 632 nt
Organism: Melopsittacus undulatus (budgerigar)
Lineage: Eukaryota; Metazoa; Chordata; Aves; Psittaciformes; Psittaculidae
Gene: TRAPPC5
Product: trafficking protein particle complex subunit 5
Exons: 2
Coding region: 66-632 (188 amino acids)
Biological process (GO): endoplasmic reticulum to Golgi vesicle-mediated transport
Cellular component (GO): TRAPPIII protein complex; TRAPPII protein complex; TRAPPI protein complex
Source: RefSeq, a predicted model, not a curated record
UCUCCGCAGCGGUUUUACGACAGUCUCGGCCGUAAAGCGAAGGGAGCGGCAGCGAACGGAGCAGGAUGGAGCCGCGCUUCACCCGCCCCAAAGCCCCCUCCCUGGACCGCCCCCUGUGGGGCUCCCGCUCUGAGGUCCCGGCCGGAGCCUUCGCGCUGCUGUUCUCGGAGCUGGUUCAGUACAGCCAGCGCCGCGUGCGCUCGGUGGCGGAGCUGCAGGCGCGACUGGCGCGCCUGGGCCGCCACGUGGGUCCUCGCGCCCUCGAGGCCCUGGCGGCGCGGGAGCGGCCGGGGCGCCGGGACACGCGCCUGCUGCCGGCGCUGCUGUUCGUCAAGGGGCCUCUGUGGCGAGGCCUGUUCGGGCGCGAGGCCGAGCGCCUGGAGCAGGCCAACGACGACGCCAGGACCUACUACGUGAUCGAGCGCGAGCCGCUGGUGAACGCGUUCGUGUCGGUGCCGCGGCACAACAGCAGCCUCAACUGCGCCGCGUUCACCGCGGGGCUGCUGGAGGCUGCGCUCGCAGCCGGAGGCUUCCCCGCCAGGGUCACUGCUCACUGGCACAAGGGAACCACCCUCAUGAUCAAGUUCGAGGAGGGAGUGAUCGCCAGGGAGAGGAGCCUGGAGGGGAGGUGA